Xenopus laevis (African clawed frog) is the source of this 2859-nucleotide messenger RNA. It is a transcript of the gene cyp27a1.3.S, whose product is annotated as sterol 26-hydroxylase, mitochondrial. The transcript is spliced from 10 exons. The record is from RefSeq and is a predicted model, not a curated record. Bases 14 to 1558 code for a protein of 514 amino acids. Lineage: Eukaryota; Metazoa; Chordata; Amphibia; Anura; Pipidae.
ACAGUGCUGUGCAAUGAUAGCUCAGAGACUGAGGAAGAGGUGCCAGGCUCUGCUGUGGCAAACAUGUUCGGCAAAUGUACAGAUUGGGAGAAAAAAGACCUCUUUAAGGGUUGCAGCAGCCAUGAUGGAGCAAGAGAAGAAACUUAAGCCUUCCACCCACCUUCCAGGUCCCAGUACCCUCAACAUUCUGUACUGGGUUUUCCUACGAGGAUAUGUUUUUCAUUCCCAUGAGCUACAGGUGAUUUGGAAGAAAAAGUAUGGACCACUGUGGAAAACUUGUAUAGGAAGCCACCGGCUAGUGAAUGUGGCCAGUCCUGAGCUCCUGGAAAACUUGCUCAGACAAGAGGGAAAAUAUCCCAUGAGGACAGACAUGUUCAUGUGGAAAGAACACCGUGAUCUCAGAAAUUUUUCGUACGGGCCUUUAACCGAAGAGGGGCAUCGGUGGCACACUCUUCGCAGGGUGUUAAACCAAAGGAUACUGAAACCAAAAGAAGCCACACGCUAUACAGAGUCCUUCAAUGAUGUGGUUACCGAACUGCUAUAUCCCUUUAAGGAAAUUACAGCACAGAGUCCAAGUAGAACAAUGGUGGAUGGCGUUUCCACUCUCAUGUAUAAAUUUGCCUUUGAAAGUAUCUGUACUGUGUUAUUUGAGACUAGGAUUGGCAUCUUGAAGAAAGAGAUUCCACCUGAGACCCAGAACUUCAUAAACUCAUUUGCAAUUAUGCUUGAAAACUUGACUAGGAUGGAAAGACUUCCACGCUGGACAAGGGGAAUAUUUCCUUACUGGAGACGCUUUGUGGAAGCAUGGGAUACCAUUUUCAUAUAUGGGAAGAAACUGAUAGACAAGAAAAUGGAAGAAAUUGAGGGUCGUUUGAAGCGAGGGGAGGAGGUUGAGGGUGAGUAUCUCACUUACCUCCUCUCCAGUGGGAAACUCAACAUGCAGGAGAUCUGUGGGAGUGUGGCGGAACUGCUCCAGGCUGGGGUAGACACAACAUCCAACACAUUGACGUGGGCUCUAUACCAGCUGGCAAGAAAUCCAGAAAUCCAGCACAAUCUACACCAGGAGAUCAUCAGUGUUAUUCCAGGUGAAACCAUCCCAGACAGUGAGGCUAUUACCAGAAUUCCCUUACUGAAGGCUGUGAUCAAGGAGACCCUCCGUCUGCACCCCGUGGUACCAGAAAAUGGCCGAGUUGUAACAGAGAAAGACUUGAUUCUUAAUGACUAUGUUAUUCCAAAAAACACUCAAUUUCUCCUGUGUCACUACGCCCUCUCUCGAGAUGAGACCCAGUUCCCUGAGCCUGACAGAUUCCUGCCUGAGAGAUGGCUGAGGAAUUCAGGGAUAAAGCAACAUCCCUUCAGUUCUAUUCCCUUUGGGUUCGGGGUGCGAGCCUGUGCUGGACGACGGAUUGCUGAGUUGGAGAUGCACCUGGCUUUAUCUAGGAUCAUACAGAAGUUCCAGGUGGUACCUGACCCUGAGCUGGGAGAGGUGGGGACAAAGAACCGAACAGUCCUUGUAUCAAGUCGACCAAUCAACCUCCAGUUUAUUGAACGUCAGUAAGAGAAUAGGAAAGACCAUGCAUCCUGUAUAAUUUAAUAUAAUUUCAAUAAAAAGUGAAUUCUUGGACAUAAAGCACCUGGGCAGGAAAGCUGGAGGCCCACAAGUUCUGAAGCCUAUACUUAAAUAAGUGAUGCUUUUCCUAUUCCAUUUAUCCCAGCAAGUUGAUCUUAGGCCACAAAGGGCCUCUGUAUUUUAAUGUUCACAAAUCAGAUUGACAUAGGGGCCCCAAAUAUGUGUAUAUGUGCCACUGCAGGCAUUAUGCAUCUCCCACAUUUUAUAGUUGCUGGCUAAAAUCCUGUGUUGUCUGGCACACUCACUGGAGGAAUGGACAAUUGUUUAUUUUUUGUCAAUGCUGUGGCAUGGAUCUCUAUUGCAGACUAAAACUGUAAACAGAAAUGAAUAUUCCUGUUUUUCAGUAAUUUUAAUGGUAACACUGAAUACACACUAUAGGGACAUUGACAUGCAAUACAAUUCAGACAAACAUUAAAUGCAACCUGGGCAGGGUUCACACAAGUCAGUGAUUCCAGAUAAAGCAGACUUUUGAACAUGACUGUGUAUCAAGCAAACAGAUCCUCCAAAGGUUAUACUGUAGGUAGAGUAAGUGAGAUUGGAAUAGAAUUGUUACCUGUGGUGGGAGGUGUCAUGGACUGACUCCCUUUAUUUAUUACAGUUUAGAUUAGUCAGGCAGUGUUGUGCAAUGAUAGCUCGAAGGCUACGGGCCAAGGCCCAAGCUCUGCUGCAGAAAUCAUGCCAGGCUAAUGUACAAACUGUUUGAAAAAAGGCUACUUUGGGGGUUUCAGGGGCCACAAUUUCAGGGAAAGAAGACAUUGGAUGACCCCCCUGGCCCCAGUUCACUUAAGCUUUUGUACUGGAUUUUCCUGGGAGGCUACUUGUUUCAUACCCAUAAGCUACAGGUAAUAAAAGCAAAGUGCUAAGUUAUUAGGCAAGGGCUGGAAGAGCCUCCCAGAUUUAGGUGCAACAGAGGACACUCUUGAUUUUGCAAUCAAGCCUGACUGCACAGUUGGCAAGAAAUAUGUUUAAAAAGUUAAAAAAAAAGUAAUGAGGGAAAGACUGGGAAACUGUCCCAGGAAAGGGAUCAUAGCCUUUUAGUAAAUAAUGUAAAAUUAUGUUCCUUUUGCUUUACUGAAAGUGACAUUAUAUUCAAUGUGUAGAGUUCAUAAUAGAAGAUGCCUAAGGCAAACUGCCAUACAAUCAACUUAAUGCAUAGGUUCCAUAUUUUUUAUGCUUUGUGUUAUUGAUGCUGUUUUAACAACCAUUACUUAAAGUGUUAUAGUACAUGA